AUGGUGAGACUCACACCAUCGGAUGGAUCUACAAGCUUGGCACCGCGGUACAUCAACCACAUGACCAUGGAAGCAUUCUACCAGAUCUACUUGAUGUGGGCCAAUGGGGCAGCCCUUGAUGAGUCUGAGAUUGCUGGAUGUUGGUGCUUCCGCAAGACCUAUGACACUCAAUGGAAGUCCACUUUGCGGAUGCGAACUGUAUCACAGCAUGCCAGGUGCAGUACUUGUGCAGAGUUCAGCGCCAGGUGCAACAAAGCAGCCUGUGAGUCUGACCGCUUGAAGUUGGAGGCUGCGCAGAAGGGCCACCUUCUCAACGUGCACCAGUACCGCCUCAUUCAGGGGCGGUUGAACACCCUCAGCGAGACAGAGGGCUCCAACAUUUUGAAGAUUGACCUCGAUGGCCUUGACCAGAAUAAAACAAAGUUUCCCAGGAAUCUAGCAAGCUCCAAGACUCUAUCUAGCUGCUGGCGUCCUCAGUUACACCUGGUAGGUGUUAUCGUGUGGGGUGUUGUUGAGGGAUAUGUCAUUUUGCCACCGGAUGUGGCAAAGGACUCCAGUUGCGAGGCCACGUUGGUGAUGAAGGCUGUGGACUGGGCCCAUGAAGAGCUAUCUCGCCAUGGCCGUUCUUUGCCAGAACAUCUGGUCAUAGAGACGGACAACUGUGUCAGAGAAGGCAAAAACCAGAUCAUGGCCAAGCUGAGUGCCAGUGCAAUCAUCACAAACCGGUUCAGGUCAGUCACGCACAUCUUUGGCCAAGUGGGGCACACACACGGCCCCAUUGACCAGCGGUUGGGCCAAGCAGCUGCCACAUUCAGCAAGCAAGCUUGCAUUGAAUCACCUGAGGAUUUUGUGGAUCUGCUCAAGAACCAGUUCUCACCAAUCCGGAACAGAACUCUCAAGGUAGAACUACUCCCAGGAAGUCUGGAUAUGAAGAAAUACCUGUCUCAGUACACUGUUGAGAUUGGAGGCCUGGUGACCUCCCACCAUGAUCCAGCUGAUGCAAACCAUUGCUGGCGCUUCAUCCGCCGCAGUGACCUGCCUGUCUAUGAUGACCAAACUGGUGAGUCGUGGGCUCCUCAAGAGAUCCCAAAAGAGAGCUACCCGCACCUUCCAAACGACUGCAUCCUUUUGGUCAAACACUUGGUGAACUCAGAGAGCCUGAGUCAGAGCCCAAUGACUUUGCUCCCAGCAUCCUUCCAAGACAAGGUGAAGGUUGGAGUGCAAGCUCUUCCCAGGAACUUGAUUGCGGACAGGGCCAGAAAGGAGUUCCGUCGGACUGCGGAUGUGGUGGAGAGGGACCCGUGGCUACUACAUAAAGCUGCAAAAGCUUUGCGAGAGUGGGUGGACAACAAUGAGAAGCAGGAGUGGCCAGAGAUUCCAGAGCCCAAGUGGUGGUUCAGUACUGAUGUGCGUGAGCUGGGUGUGGAACCAACUCCCAAUGGGUGGGAGAAAUUUGCACCUGGGCCAGUGCGGCAGGUUACCAUCACCCCGGGGGCUGCCAUUGGUGGAGAGCCAAAGAGACGUGGGAGACCUCCUAAAAGGAAGGAUGCUGAGGUAGAGAAAGUGGUACCGCUGGGGGAGGGUGAGCAGGUCUUUGGGCCCAGGUCCAAAAAACGGAGCACUGUGGUUCCUCCCACAGAGGAGAUCGUGCCUAAAGAUCUCUUUGGUGCUGCUGCUGACCUACCUGCUGACCCACCUGCUCCAGAGAUGCCUUGGCCUACCCGGGCAACCUUUGCAGGCAGGAAGAAGCCAACUAAUGAGGAGGCUGGUGCAAUCUUUGAAGCUCGGAGGUCAAAGUUCUAUGAAAUGGUGCCUUCUCAGUAUUGGCGGGAUGGGCUUGAGCGGGACUACUGGAACAAGUGUGUCCAGGGUGGCUGUGUGGAUUUGGCAGUGGAGGAGUUCUUGAAAGACCAUGGUGCAGCAGCUUCAAACCAAGGUGCUGGUCGUGGGCGUGGGCGUGGCCGUGGCAAGCAGGCCAAGGCGAAAGCCAUGCCCAAGGAGCCUGGCAGGAACCGAGGCCGUGGCCGCAGCAAGGCUCUGGGCAAGCGCUAG
This is a messenger RNA of Durusdinium trenchii, 2052 nucleotides long. NCBI's taxonomy places the organism in Eukaryota, Dinophyceae, Suessiales, Symbiodiniaceae. The record is from the annotation of a GenBank genome assembly.